This is a messenger RNA of Blastomyces gilchristii SLH14081, 2586 nucleotides long. Its product is annotated as 60S ribosomal protein L28. Gene Ontology annotation, molecular function: structural constituent of ribosome. The record is from RefSeq and is a predicted model, not a curated record. Gene Ontology annotation, cellular component: cytosolic large ribosomal subunit; ribosome. Bases 163 to 612 code for a protein of 149 amino acids. The transcript is spliced from 3 exons. Gene Ontology annotation, biological process: translation. Lineage: Eukaryota; Fungi; Ascomycota; Eurotiomycetes; Onygenales; Ajellomycetaceae.
CUAACAUUUCCCAAACAAGCCAAAACCCUGCCUGGCACACAUUAAGCGAGAGCAGCAUGGAGACAGCAAGAGAGUCGAUCUGAGCCUGCAACAACCGUCGUCAAAUCGCAUCUCAACGCCCAACACCCAUACAGUCUUGUCGAAUCCAGCACCGUCGACAAGAUGCCUACCCGCCUUUCGAAGACGAGAAAAAGCCGCGGUCAUGUUUCCGCAGGCUACGGUCGCGUUGGCAAGCACCGCAAGCAUCCCGGUGGUCGCGGUAUGGCUGGUGGCCAGCACCACCACCGAACCAACCUCGACAAGUACCAUCCAGGUUACUUCGGGAAGGUCGGCAUGAGAUACUUCCACAAGACACAGAACCAGUUCUGGAAACCUAUCAUAAACCUCGACAAGUUAUGGUCCCUUAUCCCCGCCGAAACCCGUGAUGCGUACGUGAACAACAAGAAACCAGAUACCGCCCCCGUCCUCGACCUCCUACCACUCGGCUACUCCAAGGUCCUUGGCAAGGGCAGACUCCCAGAGAUCCCCGUUGUCGUCCGGGCGAGAUAUUUCAGCAAGGAGGCUGAGCGGAAGAUCAAGGAGGCUGGUGGUGUUGCUGAGCUCGUUGCAUAGAUGGCUCGUUGCAUAGAUGCGAUGCGUGUAUGGGUGUGUUGCAUGAGAAUUAUUCGAUUUGGACGCAAAAUAUAAUGAACGGGUGUUAAGGGUGGUCUUUCAAUCCAUGUAUUUUUCUUAUCUUUUUUUUGUGUCAAGACCCGUUACUUAGAGCGGUUCCGGGUUCGAUACUGUUCCAUGAAAGAAAAAGGAAUUAAAAACUUUGUGGAAUGGACCCCUUCCCCUAAAAAGAGGCCAAAUUUGCUUUUAUUUUGCUACACGCCGAAGUAGGAAUAUACCGGGCAGGAGCAUUGGGGUUCCAUCAUGGUGCAUCCCAGAACCUAAACCUCAAUUCCUUUCUGUUUUCUUUUAACGAUAUCGAAUAAAAUACCAUAGCCGGAAUAAAAAACAGCUUCUUCUAUUGUUCUAAAGGCGAUGUAUUUAGCCACGUCGGGCCAGGAACUAUUUCGAUAGUUAUACGACAGCUCGAUAACAUGACAUUGAUGGAUUUUGCUCCUGGGGAAAUCCCGAUCUAACGUAUAUCUAUCUCAGUGUUCCCCUACUCGAGCAAAUUCAUUAUCUACCGAUGCUUCAUAGCUAGGGACAUAAAUAUUGUUCCAUGGAAUACUUCAAAUCCAAUCACCGUCGACAUAUCUAUAUGGGUGCCAAUAGCGAACUAACCCAGAGGCCAGAAAACGAAGCAUUCGACGUUGUUUCUUCUAAAUCUUUGACGUCCGCACCUUGGGUUGCGUAUUCUCCGCACCCUCCGCAAGACUCUCUCCAAUGAAUCGAAUGGCCUGCUCCAUCAUGGGUGGGGUAACUUCAUGCCCCGCCUCCUCAUAUAUGAGAUCCUCCAAUGUCACAGCUCCAUCGGCAUACCAGCCUCCUGGGGAAAUUGCUUUUUUUAGCCAUGUUAGGAAAGGCUCGCCCCGCGCGUACGGUACCAACUUAUCCUUACCACCAGAAAUCAGCAAUAUUCUUUUCCCCUGGAGGCAUCGGGUUAUAAGCGGGCCGAUGGUUUUCUUUUCAUGGUCGGUGGGCUCAGGAAGGGUGCCAUGAAGCAUGGACUCCGCGACGGCGGGGUGGUUCAUCUGGCUUAGGAAAAAUCUAGCAGGGUCGUAUUUCCUGAUGGCGUCCAUGAGAGACGGAGGAAAAGAUUCCGAGCCGAGGAAUUGAGAGCCCGGUGGUGUGGAGUCUUUCCAAGUUGAUAGUUUGGAGAGUUUGGCGCGCUCGGUCAUUAGGCUUGUGUAAUCUGGGGUGCCGAUGAUAAUGACCGCAUUGGUGAUUCUGGGUUCAUGUAGGACGCAGCUCCAUGCUGCAUGGCCGCCGAGAGAGACACCGAGGGCGAGGUUAGUGGUGAUUUUGCGCGAGGCGUCGGGAAAGGCAUAGGCGUCCAUGAAGUCUAUUAAGAGAGAGACGUCGCGAGCGGUGCCCUCUGCAGAUUUGUGUUAGUCUUAGAGUGGAUCGGGUAGCAUAAUGGGGUGCAUUUGCUAUUUUAUAGUUCAGAUCUGGAUGAAGAAGAUAAGGGAAACUCUUACGAAAUGUAGCAAACAUAUCCUGCGCAUGUUUUGGAUUUCCCUCCCUCCAAGCGCUGUUUGACAGCUUAUCGACAAGCCUCGAGCCAUGAUUCCGUUGGUCAAAGGCUACAGCGAUUAAGCCCUUGUUUCCCUGGUUAACGGACACUCGGCCACCGCGCAGUCUGUUGUUCCAAUCUGUGAUAGCAUGGCACGCAAACCCUUCCAUAGAAUCCGCCGUGCUCAAUCGUGGAUGCAUGAGAUAUAGACAUGAUACCUCCCUAGCAUGUGCGGGAAGUUCAUCCAGGCCAUAGACGGCGCAAUGGAUGCCGGCGAUUGGGAGGAACUUCUGGGAGACCUGGGGAGCAGGCGAAGCGUAGGUUUUCACCAUGGGAUCCAUCUUAUAUUGCGAGGUGUGUACAAGAGAAAAGGGUUAGAAAACAAUCCAUAGCUGUCAAGCAACUGCAUCUUCACCAGGCGA